Molecule: messenger RNA, 423 nt
Organism: Pectinophora gossypiella (pink bollworm)
Lineage: Eukaryota; Metazoa; Arthropoda; Insecta; Lepidoptera; Gelechiidae
Product: protein FAM183A-like
Exons: 3
Coding region: 1-423 (140 amino acids)
Cellular component (GO): ciliary base
Source: RefSeq, a predicted model, not a curated record
AUGGGCGACGGCAAGUGUACGUUUGGGACGAGGAUGCCCAUCGACAUCCACAUGCUGAACGAGAUCAUCUACCGCGAGAUGAAACACUUCCGCAACUACAAGAUAUAUCGGCCCAACUUCGGAUCAAUCCCGGUGACGGGCAAGUUCUACGCGGCCCACGACAUGGUGAUGUCGGAGUCCCCCGAGGAGACCGCAAAGGUGGCCGCCUACCAUCAGAACGUGGCACAGACCCGCGCCAAGGGACCCCGCUCCAAAUAUCCCGCCCCUGCAACUGAAAACCAGAGCUACGGUUGGUUCCUCACGCCCCUGGUGCCGAUGGACCGCAACGACCCGCGGUUCUACUUCCCGCAGAAGGAGAGCAUCCACACCAAGAUCGAGGUGGUCAUCCUCAUGUCCAACCCCAAGAACAGGCAGCAGCAUUGA